Gadus macrocephalus (Pacific cod) is the source of this 3419-nucleotide messenger RNA. It is a transcript of the gene rab22a, whose product is annotated as RAB22A, member RAS oncogene family. Bases 115 to 699 code for a protein of 194 amino acids. The transcript is spliced from 7 exons. NCBI's taxonomy places the organism in Eukaryota, Metazoa, Chordata, Actinopteri, Gadiformes, Gadidae. The record is from RefSeq and is a predicted model, not a curated record. Gene Ontology annotation, molecular function: GTPase activity; GTP binding.
GUAGUCACGUAACCUUGUUUUCAAAGAUUGACACCCUGAAACAGGUAGAAAGGAGUGAAUGUGUCCAAGUGACUGGAAUGUUGAUCACAAACUAGUUGUGUUGAAGAGAUCGAUAUGGCACUGAGAGAGUUGAAAGUGUGUCUUCUUGGGGAAACUGGGGUUGGAAAGUCAAGUAUUGUUUGGCGGUUUGUGGAAGACAGUUUUGACCCAAACAUCAAUCCAACAAUUGGGGCGUCUUUUAUGACCAAGACAGUGCAAUACCAAAGUGAGCUUCACAAGUUCCUGAUCUGGGACACGGCAGGACAGGAGCGGUUCCGAGCUCUGGCACCAAUGUACUACCGAGGCUCAGCGGCAGCCAUUAUUGUUUACGACGUCACAAAAGAGGAGUCCUUCCAAACACUGAAGAACUGGGUGAAGGAGCUGCGGCAGCACGGCCCUCCCAACAUCGUGGUGGCCAUCGCGGGAAACAAAUGUGACCUCUCUGAUGCCAGGGAAGUCUCUGAGAAGGAUGCCAAGGACUAUGCCGAUUCUAUUCAUGCAAUCUUUGUUGAAACCAGUGCCAAGAAUGCCAUUAAUAUCAACGAGGUCUUCAGAGAGAUCAGUCAGCGCAUCCCUGUCCUAGAAGCUGCAGGAGCAACUUCAGGGAGAGGUUUCCAACUUGGACGCCAGGCAUCAGAGUCACGUAGAACCUGCUGCUGAUGAUGGCUGCAGCUUCUGGCCCAAACGUGACACCUCUCUGUGAUGGCUUUUAUGUCCCAUCAAGCCAAAGACAACCAUAUUCACUAACCCCCUAAUGCCAAUGGCUUAUUUACUUGCAACACAACACAACACAUCAGCAGGGGACAUUUUGUCGAUAUUGAGUGACGGGAUGGGGUUCCAUACAUUUACACAAAAUUUGCUUCAGUAAUAUGCAAUUUCUUUUGCAUUUUCUCUCAAAUGUAAACAUUAAUGGUUACAUGUUAAGCAGUUAUAAUGCAGCGUUUAAUAAUUGAAUCACUGAAUGGCUGCCCCCCCAAACUAUAUCGCUGAAUUAAACUUAUAUAUGCAUACAAAAUGCACAUCCCAGGGAUGCCUGAAAUUUUCCCUUCAUGGAUAUCAAACUGUGGACUUUAUUUGUUGUCAAUUUAACUCAGACGGUGCCAAACAGGAGUCCACAUAUAUUAGAAAUUUUUUAGAUAACUAGUAUCUGCCUUAUUGUUCAAUGAGUCAAGUCACUUUAAUUGAUGGACUACCUUUAUUGUGUUCCCCACCUUUUCGUUUUUAUACUGUCAACCUUAGGUUAGCGAAUGAAACGCUUCCUACCCUUUUUAAGUUUCCUGGCACACUAUUAGAGAGUUCUUCUCUACUAUGAAACGUGUUGGUUAUUUGUAUGCAUGUGGCUGGAAAUGGAUAACGAUUAUGGUUCCGAUGAAGGUACGGGUGUCUAAUGAACUCUUCACUAUUGUAUUUAAACUUUUUCAAUUUGCUCUAAACUUGGGCUAUGGACCAAACAUUGCAUACACAUCCACGUGCAGCAUGGUUGCCUUACUACUCAAUUGAAAUGCUUAACAUCACUGUUUUAGGCACCAUAGUGCCUAAAACAUAGUGGCACACCUAUGUUUAUCGUUCUGGUGUCACUUAGAAUGUCACUGAGAACAGACCAGCGCUCCCACAAGGUCCCUACUCUAAAAUGAAGGUAACAUAUUGUCAAUAAGUGUUGCUGUCAGCACUACUUGUCCUUUUAUAAUACUGAACUGGCAGGUUCCAAGUGUACCAUAUAACAGUUUUCAAUUGCUGACCAUUUCUGCAUUACGCAUGUUAUAGGGAAUCUGUCACCAGGAUUCUGUAUCAGAAAGACCCCGCAGAGCUAGGCGAGUACUGACAGUUGAUUUACGGUUUUAAACUAGCGUUUUUCUGGAACAUCAUGUUAACUAUUUUUGAUUUCUGGCCUGCCUUGUUGUUCUCAAUCUUUUUCUGAUAUGUUAAAAUGCAGUUCACUAAAGGGAACAAUUUUUUAAUUUUUUAUAAUCUUGCCAAAUUCUUUAACUAUCCCUUAAACAUGUUUAGUUUACAGAAUACAUAGUAGCCAACACUCCAAUAUAGUUUUAUGAAAUGGCCUAGGAUAAAUUGAAUAUUAUCAAGAAAUUUGAAAUGUUAGGAUGUCUAAAGCCUAAGCCAUUACCCUGACCCAUGGACUAAUUUGUGUUUUGCUUAGCCAUUGUGACGAGCAGCUUUCUCAUGUAUUAUUUUUAUUCUGAUAUUAUGCUUCUGAACACAUUCUGUGUAAGGGGUGGACGAUGAAUAACAAUAACUUGCCCACACAACCUAGACUUGGUAAUGUACCUUGUGGGUUGUCUCUUCCGUCUCUUAUUAACUAUUUUAUAUCUAAAAUGUUUUUUGAUGUGCUGUGUAAUGAGGAAAGCUACCUUUUUGUACAAGACGUUUUUCCUUCGUAUUACAAUGUGCAAUAGUUGCCAUUAUCCCAGGUUCUGGUCAAAAUGUGACCAGAACCUGGGUACUACAAAUCCAUUACAGUACAUAAGUGUGAUAUAUGAUAACCAUUUACAUUGAAAAAAGACAGAAGCCCUUAUGACAAUCUCCUUUUGUAAUUCAAUCGUGUGAAUUGCAAUGAUGCAUAGAUGUUGAAGUGCAUCAUGUUACAGACAGUUGAGAAAGCCGUUGCAAAUGAUAGUAAUUUGUUGCUCUGUUUCCGCACUACUUCAUAUUGUCUAUGUCUCUGUCUUUAGCUUCAGCUUUAUAUCUUAAAGGGAAUAACUCUGGUACUGCAGCUUGAUUGGCCGCAUUGCCAAAAAAGGAAAGCAAGUAAAGUAUUUUAGUUAUAUUGUUUUAUUUUGUAGUAGACUUACAAAAUUGGCAUGUAAACACAGUUGUCAUGUCCAACCAGAUUUGGAAAUUGCUUUGUGGAAUUUCUCUACAAAGAUAUAUUCUGCCUAUUAUUUUGAAUGAUAACCAACUGCUUGUCAGUUGCCAUAUUCUUGUUGCACAUUGUACAUCAUCAAAGCCAUUUCCCCCAUCAAGCUUUAUUUUGUUUUCUUUGUGGAUGUAAUGUAUUAAUUUAAAGAUGUAUGUAACAAACUAUCUUGUCAGAUAGUUGCAAAUUGUUUCUGUGACUAAAAUAAUUGCAUGAACGAUAUGAUGAAAUAUACCAACAGUCUUGGGCUGGCCCGAGGCAUGUAAAUUAACUUUGGUAUACAGUUUUUCAUUGUGGACAUAUGUCAUAAAUAAACACAGGUCAUUAUUAAGAUUGCAGUUAACAAGGAACCGUCAUGCUAUCUGCACUGUAGUCUAAAUAUUACGCUUUAUAUUCUUUUUCAUAAUGAUUGUAAACAAAAUGCCUAAAAUCUAUGUUGGCAGUGAAUUUGUGAAUGUCCAAAAAGGGAAUUCUCAACCUUUUUUAUUAAAAGAAAUAUGUGGAGAAA